Acanthopagrus latus (yellowfin seabream) is the source of this 2673-nucleotide messenger RNA. RefSeq names its product guanine nucleotide binding protein (G protein) alpha v1 (gene gnav1). Gene Ontology annotation, biological process: Rho protein signal transduction; adenylate cyclase-modulating G protein-coupled receptor signaling pathway. The coding region runs from base 422 to 1504 and encodes 360 amino acids. Gene Ontology annotation, molecular function: G protein-coupled receptor binding; G-protein beta/gamma-subunit complex binding; GTPase activity. NCBI's taxonomy places the organism in Eukaryota, Metazoa, Chordata, Actinopteri, Spariformes, Sparidae. The record is from RefSeq and is a predicted model, not a curated record. The transcript has 9 exons. Gene Ontology annotation, cellular component: heterotrimeric G-protein complex.
CAUCUGGGCAGCAGCAGCGCAGCAGCAGGCUGCAGUGGGAGGAGGCACUUUUCGGAUUAUCUGGGGUCUCUGCCAAGGCGGCAGAGCUCAGUUUGAACCGCUGCGGCGCACAGUGACAUAACAGCUCGGUGUUUUCUCGGUGGAGAAAGUACCACUCAUUAAGAUCUGCCACUUGGAGCGAUGCGUAACACCACCUCUGUCCCACAACUCCCGCUGAGAGCCUGAAGGGGGUUUUCGGAGAUGGCCUGAACUUUUUUGAACCAGGGACUUUUUUUUUUCUACACAGUUUAACCCUGCAAUUUGCGCAGUCGCUGGCCGGCUCGGAGCAUGCAGCCUGAGGGGAAAAACUCGGGUUGAUCCCAGUGUGGACUUGAGUUUUUUUCCUCUCAGGCCGGGCUCGGAGAGGAGAUGAGCGCUAAGGAUGGGACUGUGCCUCGGUACCGAAGUCACAGAGGAGAAGAAGGCGAAGAUACUCAGCGCGAAGAUAGACAGAGACCUGUACGAGUCCGCCAAGCGGGAGAUGAACGUGGUCAAGAUACUCCUACUGGGUGCGGCAGAGAGCGGAAAAAGCACUUUGGUCAAACAGAUGAAGAUCAUCCACAGUAAUGGAUUCACCAAGCAAGAGCUCAGCAGCUUCAAGCCUGCGGUGCUGGAUAACCUGCUGACCUCCAUGAAGUUUGUCCUCCACGGCAUGGGAGUCCUCCGGAUCAACCUGGCUAACAACAGGAACAAGGUCCACGCCCAUUCUGUCCUGUCGUGUGGGCGGUGCUUUGAUGAAGAACAGGUGCUGUUUCCUUUCCUUGGCCAUGCCCUGACCUGUCUGUGGGCCGACCAGGGCGUGAGGGCGGCGGCGGCCCGGGGAUACGAGUACGAGCUGAAUGACUCGGCACUGUAUUUCUUUGAGAACAUGGCCCGCAUCACCUCUCCAGAAUACGUGCCCACAGAGACAGAUGUUCUGCGAGUGCGGCUGAGGACGACCGGCGUGAUAGAGACCCAGUUCAAAGUCAACCACCUUGUUUUCAGGAUGUACGAUGUUGGAGGCCAGAGAACUGAGCGGAGGAAGUGGAUUGGCUGUUUCGAGGACGUCAGGGCGGUGCUGUUUGUGGUGUCGCUCAGCGGUUACGACAUGACCCUGGUGGAGGACCCCUCCAUGAAUCGUCUUCAGGAGAGCAUGAAACUCUUCGCCGCCAUCUGCAACAACGUUUUCUUCCGCAGCACAUCCAUGAUUUUAUUCAUGAACAAGAUAGACCUUUUCCAAGACAAGAUUUUACACUCUGGGCGACACCUGAGGUCAUACCUGCCACAGUUUAAAGGUGCAGACUGCGACGUGGACUCAGCCGCCCGCUUCAUCGCCGCCACCUUUGUCUCGCUCAACGCCACGCCCAGCAAACUCAUCUACCACCACUUCACCACGGCGACCGACACCUCCAACAUCCAGGUCGUCUUCCAGGUGGUUAUGGACACGAUCAUCAAAGAGAACCUGGAGGCCGUGUCGCUCCUGUGACUGUCAGCGGAGGUCCGACCCCUCACUGGACGAUCGGUCUCGAUUUAAAAGACUAAAAUAGUUACAAACAAAAAAAAGGAUUUGAACAGGACCUGAAGAUCAUUCGCUCCAAACAUACUGUCUCUGACGCUCUUUGCCGCUGAGGGAUUUUAUCCUCUGCGAUGUUUGACUCUAUGGAGCUCAGAAAAACUGAAGGAGGACCUUUGUUGUUGGGCUAGGCCCUGAAAUGAGGGCAUUUAUAUCUCUGUACUGUACUUUUAAAAUCAGACUAUGAAUUGCGACGCCAAUUUAUGAAGACUUAUAAUACACAUGCCAUUUAUCUGCUCAUCCCCUCCUCUGUGUGUGGGCAGGACACACAGGGCUGGAGGAUUUACUGUUUGUCCGUUACCUCCUCUCCGCAGGUUUCACUCAUGCAUACCAUUGUGUGUUUUCCGCUCAUCCAUCACUGUGACUCCACUGUGCGUCAAACCCUCCUAAUUAGGCGGUGAUCGCUCUAAAAGCACCCCAGUUUAUGUUUACUCAUCUUCAGCAGAGAUCUCACACACACACACACAUACACACUCCAUUUCGCCCGGUCCCCUGACUCUUACCAUUCAGCGAUCAUGCUUACUUUGAAAUUGUGAAAUCUGUGGAUGAAGAAACCUCUCUGAAGCCUCUGAUUUGUGUUUAAUUGCCAUCUUUUUUUUUUUUCCUUUUUUUUUUCCUCUGAAGAUUAUUGUUUCAGGAUGUUGACACACACACACACACACACACACACUCAUAAACCCUGAUUAUCAACCAGGAUGAUGCCUGCUAUAUGUGAAUUGUGUGGCACUGACUCUGCUGGGCUCCCCUGAGAGACUGACUGUGUUAUCACACCAGCUCCUCCGACUCCAGUAAUAAGCGAGAUAUGGUAAUGACUGAUAGGGUCUGAUAUGAAUACUGAAGGUGAAAGAAAAGAGAAAAACACCCACAAGUGCCUUAUGAUGAAGUGGUUUUGCUGUUGUGCACGUAUAUAAAAUGUCCAUGUGGCUUAUUUUUCCUUUCUAUUUUAGUUUUUUUUUGCAUUCCGUUCUGUUUCUCUUCUCUUCCGGUCAUAUAAAUCAUCUACUCAGACGCUAUUUUUCUUUGUACUUUGUGUUGUGCUCAAACAGCUGUACAAAAAUAAACCCAACAGGCUGACAAUCUUA